AUGUCGUCGACAGUACCACUCGCAGGCCCACCCGCAGGGGGACCGCCUCCUGGGGCACCAACGCCGCAACAACGGAACAACUUCAACUAUAUGGCCCUCACUUCCCUUGUCCUUGUAAGCUGGGAGAUCAUUCUCCACGCUGCCCAAGACUUCAAGUAUCUCCGAGCCAAAGGGUGGUGGAAGCGCCCCGUGCUGUGGGCAUACUUCCUACAGCGUUACGGUGCCUUCAUCGUAAUCAUGUCGCAAGUCAACAUCCGUCUCGGAAACCCGUCGAACUGUUAUGCGUUUGGCAAGGUUUCUUUGACCUUCGGAGGCGCCGUCGUCCUUCCUUCGGUUUCCUUGAUCUAUCUUUACCGAGUCCUCGCUAUCUGGAACAAGAAAGCUGUUGUAAAAUACAGCCUCAUCGUUCUAUGGGUGCUGUGUUUGGCAGCUUCGCUUACCGCACCGUUCUCCCAAGACGCCGGUAAUAAUCCCAACGGACCCGGAUGCACCAUUGUUCGAAGCGAGAAGUGGGCCCCGACGUCUUUCAUAGCCAAUGCUGUCUAUGAUACUGUGAUCUUCUUCUUUACGGUCUAUAAGCUGGUUGUCAAUCGCCACCAAUACAAGAACUUCCGCUCACCUCUCCAAACCACCCUCUUGCGAGAUGGCGUCCUCUACUUCGCGGUCGCAGUCAUCAUCGGUAUUGUGGACAUUGUCUUUUUGAUGGCAGUGAAGAAUCCAGUCGUCUCUUCGACCGUUAUCCCCCUCCACAUUGCACUCACAUCAAUCAUGACCACUCGACUCGUCAACAACGUUUUCCAUGUUGUCCGCGAAGGGUCCACGCCAGAGUUCCUUUCGGAGACCAAGAACACGUCGUCAGGAACGGCGAGACCCGUCCAGAGUUAUGGCAGGGCUACCGGCGCGUCGUCCUCUUCGAGGACCGUCAUUUUCAUCGGCAGCGGCGUUGGCACCGAUUACUUCGACAAAAAUGGUACUCGAUCCAACUUUGAUCAUCAGGAGUCCCAUAUUUCGUUCGAGAAAGGGGCCCGCGAUGACCAGACGUAUUCGAUCCCUAUGCAGUUGAGAGUCACAACGGAAACUGUUUCGAAGGUUUGA
Messenger RNA from Coprinopsis cinerea okayama7#130, 1095 nucleotides. RefSeq lists its product as hypothetical. Bases 1 to 1095 code for a protein of 364 amino acids. The transcript is spliced from 4 exons. The record is from RefSeq and is a predicted model, not a curated record. NCBI's taxonomy places the organism in Eukaryota, Fungi, Basidiomycota, Agaricomycetes, Agaricales, Psathyrellaceae.